Messenger RNA from Ceutorhynchus assimilis (cabbage seed weevil), 4494 nucleotides. Lineage: Eukaryota; Metazoa; Arthropoda; Insecta; Coleoptera; Curculionidae. The record is from the annotation of a GenBank genome assembly.
UCUACUGUUUUGCGCUGCUGUUGCUGGCUCGAUUCAUUCGAACGACCAACUGAUCGAGCGUUAAUCGAGACGCAGUUGUUUUUGUUUUGAUCGAAAACGCGAAAUCCGAAAAUACUUAUUACCGAACGAAGUGCCGCGGGGAGCGAUAAAUGUAAUUCGAAAAAAUCUUUGUCGAUAUUUUGUUUGAAUUUGGUCAAAAUGGGCAAUAGAUUGUGUAAGAAGAAGGGUGACGAUGUUGUAGACAAUGUUGGUAGAAGUUACAGUAAAGAAAAGUCUCCGUCAAGGUUCGACAGGAUUAUAAAUAGACUACAUUUGAAGCCUACCACGUGGAAAUCGGAGUCACAGUUGAAUAAAAAGGAAAACAUUAGAUCUAAAAGCGAAGCUCCCAAAAAUGGAGACAGCAUUUUCUACACUAAACCCAUCUCGAAAAGUUCCGAUUGGACCAAUAUCGAUCUGGAAGUACCUUCUAACGAAGACGAUCACAUUCACUUAAGAAAUCCAAAAUUAAAUCUAAUUUUCGAUGACGAAAAGGGCACCCCUACGCCACCACCUCGAAAACAACACAAAAGCUUUAGAGAAAAAAUUGAAAAAAUUGCCAACAAAGGCUUGCAAGCAUUUCAAAGUGACAAAAAUAAAGAACCGAACAAUCAAAAUCAAACUCCAAUAGAGGAACCUUUGAUGGUAAAAAGAAAAAUUAACUAUAAUUGUCCUCUGUGUGAUAGCGAUGAAAAGAAUCAUAACCGAGAUCACCAUCACAAUCAUAAUAAUAAAACAAAAAAUUCCAAAAGACAAAAAAACUUGUCUAUAAUCUCCCUACCAAAUUACACUGACCUUAAACUUUCCAUAGCAAAUCAAAACAAUAUUGAUCCUACUGGAAAAUCUCUAUCAAAGCCCAACCUUAAUGCUUCCAGGCUUAGCCUACAACAUCCCAAUUCCAAAAAAAUCACUUCUAGUCAAUCUACUGGUAAACUAGACAGCUACAUUUCCAGAUGCAGAUCGUUUGGCUCAAUAUUUCCUCAACAACUAAAAAAAUUAAAAACCCCAAAAUCCAAACCAGAAGACAUUACGUCGGAUGACUCUUUUGGUCCUCUAGAAGAUUGGGAUGUUGGCCUAAUCGAACAUUAUAACCCGAAAGAUGCCAGUUUACCAAGACCAAGAAAAAAUAACAUUACAGAAAAAGCUGUUUUGGAUGGUAUUGAAGAUUUAAUAGUAAAAGAAGAAGAUUUAGUUGAAACUCCAAAGCGACCAUUGAGAAGGCAAGAGUCUCUAGUCAAAAAAAUCAACAAAGAGGCGACAAAACAACAACCUCCAGAAGAUAUUUGCUUGACACCUCCACCAAGUCCCGUACAAGUUGGUAAAGUUUCAGUGGCGGGAACUGGCAACAAAGUUUCAAAGUUGAGCAAAAAUUUCGAAAAUCCGGUUGUUGUUAAAAGAAAUAAUCAAAUUGCCAAUAAAGUAGACGAUUCGAAAAGGGAAUCAGUUUGUGAGCAUUCAAGUUUAAUGAAAAUAUUACAAGAGUUUAGUAUAAAGGAUAAACAAGAAAAAGCGAUUGUUGUUGAAAAUGAUUUGCCAUCCCUGACACCGUCUUUGGUGGAAUUUGAAAAAAGCUUGAAUAAUCAUGUAACGGAAGAUUUUAUAAAUGCAGAAAAAAAUCACACUAAAGCUGUUUGUAGUUGAUUUAGUUGUAAUAAUUAUACAUAUUAUUAAUAUUUCAACGUUGUGUUCUUGCGAAAAGGCCUAGUCAACAAUAUCUGUUUCCGCCCGGAUUAAGGAAAUAUGUAUUUAGAACAAUUUAGCCUUAAUCGAGACGUUAAUUUCAAAAUAAGACUUCAAUUUGAUAUCAUAUCAAUAAUAUUUUAGUUUUAUGUUCUUUCAAAAGGCCUAUAGUCAACAAAUAAUUUAGUCCAAUUCCAUCCGGGAAAUAUUAGAGAACAUCAGUUGUUUUGAGAGCAGAUUUAUUUUUAUUUUGAUAUGUAUUUCCGCAGCUGUAAAACUGAAAUGCUUGCUAAAAUUUUCAAUUUUCUUUUAUGUACAGAAUGUAUAUUUUUAUUAUUUUUAGGUAGAUAUAUAUUAUAUUUCGUUAGCUGGAUACGAAUAAGUUUUGUUCGUUGUUAAAACAUCAUCAUAUUAAUUUAUAAGUAAAGCAUUUUGAGUAAUACCUAUACAUCAAUAUUUUUCUAUUUUAUUUAAAUUGUAAACGUUAAUUUGUAAGUUAUUUAAAUAUAUCCAUAUAACUUAAGUCUUGUAUGUUUUAUGCGCUUUAAUAUAGAUUCUGUAGUUGUUACAUAAUUUUGUGUGUUCAUGUAAAUUUUUAUUAUUUAUAAAAAUUAACGACAUGCGUGUCCUAAAUUCUACAUGAUUAAUUUAUGCGAAAAUUCUAUUAAACUUUUGUCACUGUUUAGUUAACAAGAUUUAAACAAACAAAAAGUAUAAUAAAUGUUAAAAAAUUCAAUUGUGGGAUUAUGGUUUUGACACAAGGUAAAAAAUCUCGUGUAUUUUACCAAAAAAUUAAGGAUGCACUAAUAAUUUUUAAUGUAAACAAGACGAGAUGAGUGUUUAAUUUCGUCGCUAAUAUACGGAAGUUUAGAAGUGCCACCCGAAUUUGAAUUUAAUAAUUGUAACAAUACAAAUCAGAAUCCUGAGAUAUAACGUGAUAUAACUAUAUGUCAGUAUUUUGAGAUAUGUCAUAGCCAAAGAAAUUUAUGGGUUUUUCAAAAAAAUUUGCGAGGGCAGGCUGAUUUUUACAGGGCUGAUUGGAGACUGUGUCCUGAGUAUUGAGCCAAAAAAUCACACUCGAAAGCCUUGUGCGUUCGGCCAUAUUGGCCUUUUUCUUAGUUAUUUUUUUUCGACAAAAUGACCUUAACAAAACUUGUAGAUAAUAACAUUCUGAUCAACUUUGCCUCAUUCCUUUUUUUGCUAUCUAUUUUAGUUUAGGCGUUGCGGCCAUUUUAUUGCUCCAGAAUUCGCAAAAAAAUUAAAAUAGCAAACCUGCAGAUUAUUGUAACUUUAAUAAAAUUACUGGUAAUGUACUCCAUUACGUUUUCGGUUUCAGUCCAAGAAAUGAUACAUUACAUCACUAAUCCGGUGAAAUUAUUUUCUCGGAGUGAAAGCGUGAAAUCGAAAUGAUGUUUUUUUUAACAAUACUGGGACCUGUUACCUGUUUGAAAAGUGACAAAAGUUUUUUUUUCUACAAUCGGCCUAGAAAGUAGACUUUGUCGAUUAGAUUUGUGCUCGCAAAGUAGACGUUUCCUAUGAUGACCUCCACUUUGCCGCGUUAGAGCGUCAAACUACGUCAAAAUCCUUCACUUUGUCGCUCUAGAGCGGCAAAGUAGUAAAAGCGCUUGCUUUUACUACUGGUUUCUUUGAACCUGAACUAUUUUUUAUCAAAUGCGAUUGUAAAAAAAUCAAGUGUGCAUUUGCCAAUAUCAACAAUAUCUUUCGAUCGGCAAAGUACCACUUUGCGCUCUUAAUACACAAAUAGCUAUUGUGCAACCGUCCGCGAAAUUCAAUUUCGCGAAACGCCACUUUUUACCUGCAAAAUGUGACAAAUCCUUAGAAACGCUAUGCAUGCCACAAUGUCCACCAGGUCAAAUAAAAUUUUUCAAAUGCCUAAAAGGCCGUACAAGCGAAAGAAAUAAAGUUACAAUAAAAUAUCAUCAAGCAAAGUAAUAGAGAAUUUUAUUAGGUAUAAUAAUCUGCAGGUUUGCUAUUUAAUAUUUUUGCGAAUUCUGAUGCACCAAAGUUGCCGCAGCGCCUAAAGUAAAAUAGCUAGCAAAAAAAGUCAUGAGGCAAAGUUGAUCAGAAUGUAAUUAUCUACAAGUUUUGUCGAAAAAAAAAUAAAUAAGAAAAAGGCCAAUACGGCCGAACGCACAAGGCUUUCGAGUGUGAUUUUUUUGGCUCAGUACUCAGGACACAUUCCCCAAUCAGCCCUGGAAAAAUCAGCCUGCCCUGGCAAAAUUUUUUGCGGCCCAGGUAUAAAUUUCUUGGGCUAUCACCCGUCUCCCUAUUUACCUACUGCUGGGUUUAAACUCCUUUGUUUAUAUUGUCUCUAUCUAUUUUAUCACGUACUAACCAGGCGCUUACUGAUAAGCAGAGCAGCAAAAUAGCAGAAUAAUAUGGGAAAGCCAAGACAGGAUUCAAAGCAAAAUAUAUUUUUCUGUUUUUUCUAUCACCCAAGGAACGAGUCGGAGGCUAUUUGUCUGUAAAAUGUCAUUACGAAAUCUUAUGGACAUCUUCAAAACAACGUCUUUUUUUUUUUUUUGAAUUUUCAAACGUAAUGCAGACCUAAAAAAGACGUCUUUAAGAUUUUGUGUGCUGUCUGGGUAAGUGGUUCUGAGUCACUGUUGGGCUUGUAGGUACAUCGGUGCAGCACUUUUGGGACACCCUGUAUAAAUAAAACGCAAAUAAUUGACAAAAUUGCUUAAAACCAAGAAACUUUUGUAUUUAUAUAUUUUUUGUACACCCUGUAGUUUCUGAGAAAAGACAUAGGUCCCU